Messenger RNA from Oryzias latipes (Japanese medaka), 1664 nucleotides. It is a transcript of the gene kcnk6, whose product is annotated as potassium channel, subfamily K, member 6. Gene Ontology annotation, biological process: potassium ion transmembrane transport; stabilization of membrane potential. The record is from RefSeq and is a predicted model, not a curated record. Gene Ontology annotation, molecular function: potassium ion leak channel activity; outward rectifier potassium channel activity. Gene Ontology annotation, cellular component: plasma membrane. NCBI's taxonomy places the organism in Eukaryota, Metazoa, Chordata, Actinopteri, Beloniformes, Adrianichthyidae.
GGAGGAUGCCAUGACAAGGAAGGUUCAAGUUCCGUUAGGACAGCCCUCCUCCUCCCCAGAGCAUUGUCACACAGAGAAGCGCGGAGGCGCAGACGCGAAGAGGCGCGGAUGUUUGGCGCGCAGCGGCGAACAUGCAGUCCGUCAGCAGGUCGUGGCUGCUGCUCUCCGGCUUCGUGCUCUUCUACGUCAUCUACCUGCUGUUUGGGGCGCUGGUGUUCUCCAGCAUCGAGCGGCCGGUGGAGGAGCGGCUGCGGCACGACAUGCAGGUCCUGACGGAGGAGUUCCUGAACCGCAGCUGCGUCAACGCCGCGUCCCUCGAGCUCUUUCUGCUCAAAGUGCUGAGGGCCAACAAGUACGGCGUGUCCGUCAUUGGGAACUUCUCUGGGGCCACAAACUGGGACCUGCCAUCCUCCAUGUUCUUUGCCAACACCCUGGUCACCACAGUAGGUUAUGGUCAUACGUCUCCACUGUCUGACGCUGGCAAAGCGUUCUCCAUCUUCUACGCCUUGUUGGGAGUUCCCUUCACCAUGCUGGUGCUGACCGCCUGUGUGCAGAGGCUCAUGUACCCUCUGGUCAUUGCCCCAGUCAGCGCUCUGCAGAAAUCGGGCUUGAACCCUCGCCCGGCGACUACAAUACACUUUGUGCUGCUGCUGGUUCUGGUGCUUCUGGCGUUCUUUCUGGCGCCGGCGGCCGUGUUCAGCACGUUGGAGGCUUCCUGGACGUUCUUGGAUGGCAUCUACUUCUGUUUCAUCUCUCUGUGCACCAUCGGACUGGGGGAUUUUGUGCCGGCGACACAGCCUGGAGUAAAGCACAGGGGGUUGUACCAAAUCUCUGUGAUGGUCUACCUCUUCAUGGGUCUGAUGAUGAUGUACCUCCUGCUGAGCUUCUUCCACAAGAUGGCCGACCUGCACGGUCUUACCACCUUGCUGCAGCUGCCCCGCUGCGACGACUCGGACCUGGAGGACGACCGGGAGCCCAUCGUGGGGGGCGAACCCAAAGCCCCUCCGUUGAAAGACAAAGCAGCCAGCAAACCUCUGGACCCCUCGUCCCAGGCGUCGUACAACAGCAUCUCCAAGGGCUGAGCUGUGGGGGGACGCUCUCCCACAGCACGUCCACAUGCAGACAACUCCAGGAUUGACGUUUUGGAAAUGUCCCCAAAGGGGAAAGCUUUCAUGAAAAGACGUUUGAGGAUCAGGGUUUGAGUCUCCACCCUUUUUUUUGUUUUUGUAUGUCUUUGCACAUAAAUGUCCUGAUCUGUUUGUACCUGAGCAGAAACUCACCUCCACAAACCUUAACUGCAGCUUCAGGCCAUUUAUGUAUCUUUUCAACCCCAUUUUUGUCAUUUAAGUUUAACUUCCGUUUUAAGGGGAAUCAACUUUCAUGUCGCUGCGCUAUUAAGCCUCCAGUCAGGCUCUGAACAAAAUGUAUUCUUUUGUUUUUAACUAAAGCAGAAUGUUUGUCUCUUAUUGGGACAGCCGUAGAGAAGCCGCAGCAGUGAGGCUGCCCUGUGGCGUGGUGCUGCCCCCUGGUGUCCACGUGCUGUCAUCACACUGGAUGAGGUUUGUUCAAAUGGAACCCGCUGCAACACCAGGAAAACGGUUGUUUCUGAAAUAUGAAUGUUCACUAAAUAAUUCUAUUGAAUAAAGAUUUUGACUGAAAUAGUU